Molecule: messenger RNA, 7741 nt
Organism: Porites lobata
Lineage: Eukaryota; Metazoa; Cnidaria; Anthozoa; Scleractinia; Poritidae
Source: the annotation of a GenBank genome assembly
AUGAAUGUGUUUGAUCCCUUUAACUUUUUUGUCACCGCUACAUUUUUCGUACUAAUGCACGUUUCCACGGGGAUGUUUUUCGAAUCGUCGCUGCAGACCUCCUAUUCUCCAAACUACGACUUUUAUCACAAUCUUUCGAAGAUGAACGAAUGUCUUCGUCAUAUUUCUACACAGUAUUCGGAAUUUGUGGACGUGGAAAUGCGGUACCGUUCUCGUUAUGGAUUAUCUCAAUACGUUCUUCACAUCACGAAUUUCACACUUGAUACAGUAGACAAAAAAACAGACAAACGAUCAAAGGUUCUAUUGUCUUACGGGGAACAUGCGGCUGAGUUUUUCCCAGUGGAAAGUAUGUUUUAUUUCCUUAGGAAUAUAACACAGGGAUACGAUAUGCGCCCUGGAACACCAGAAGGAAAUUUCACAAGAUUCGUACUGAACAAUUUUGAUUUGUACCUCUUGACCAUUGUGAACCCUGAUGGAAGAAUGGUGGUUGAAACUACUAGAAAUUAUUGCUGGAUGGGUACCGCCAAUAACGUUGAUCUUAAUUCUGAUUUAAAAAAUGGCGUUGGAAAUGGAAAUACAAUGAGAACUAUAGCAGGUGUGUUAAAAUUGUUAGUUUAAAAAUAGGUGACAUUAAUAGUUUAAGUAUCAUUCAAUGCAAAUUUUACUUCCUUUUCAUUGGUGGAGAAGCCCACCACGUGACUUGCAAAAAACUGUCCACAAAUAAUGGCCUGCCCAUGCUCAAUGUUGUACAACUGUGUUUGGCUGCAAAUAAUAUUCUGCUCAUGCGUUAAUGAAACCACAUCUUUUCUCCUUCUUGUGAUUGCUUUUACAUAAAGAUGGCAAAAUGGCAGAUGUUCAUCAGACAACAAACUCGGUGACCGAAUGAUAAAACAAUUUAUUAUUCAACUCGGUUAUCGCAAAAUAUUGUGAUUUAUUAUACGUUGUACUCAAUAUCUGUUUUCUCAUUGGCUAAGAACCUACAGUUAACUUUGGUAAUCAGUGCAACUUACAGAUUAGUUAGUUAUCUGCUAGCAGGUAACUGACUAAUCUGUAGGUUGUGCGGGCAAUGCAUGAUUUCCAAGAGUAAUGUCAAACUGUUUUUCAUGCCAUGCUAUGUUUCUCCCUAUUUUUAUCAUUACAGUGUAUAAUAAAAGUAUUAUUAGAUCUGCGUUUUGUGAUAUCCAGAAUAAUCAAGUUCUUGGUAAGUGUUUCAGCCUCGGCCUUCGGCUCAGCUGAUAAUAGUUACCUCAACCUUGAUUAUUCCAGAUAUCACAAAAGCCUCAUUCAAUAAUUGUUUAUUGUCAGUGUCUCGCAGAUCAAUAUUUGCCUGCUUGCCACUGACAACUCAACCUCGUCCAAUAAUAAUAUUGUUAAUUCUUAUUUAUUAUAUAGACACGAGUGUUUUACUGGAAAAUAUACCACUCGUAAAAUUCGUAAAAACUACAUCCGGGACCCGAGUGGUUUAUUCUCCAUAAUCUCACACGCGAGAUUGUCGAUGACGUAAUUGACGUAAUCGUGGCAAAAACAAUAUUUUACUCAAUCGCUGCGCUCGUUCGUAAAAUAUUGUUUUGCCACUCGAAAAUAAAAUUCAUAUCUUCGCGCCAUCGUGUAAUAUCCUCUAUAUAACCAUCAACUAAAUACCGUGUCUGCUUUCACAAGAAAAUGUGAUAUCUUGACAUGCAAAAAUAACAUGUUGUUUUCACACUUGAAAAGGUCGCUGUUGCUAUGGCUACAUAUCAUAACGCACCUUUUAUGGCAAAAAAACUAUUCAAUGAAACAAAAAAGAAACUAUUCAACUGAUCAUCAAUGGCACGCUGUAUGUCGUUAACAAGACAAAUCAGUGUAGUCUCAGUGUUAUGAUAUUUCGUGUAGGCUGAUUGCAUCUUAGCAUAAAGACUGUUGUCAUGGAGAUAUUCGCAAUUUGAGAGGCGAUGAUUCUUUCAAGUGUCUUUGACGGGAUCAAUGAAAGAUUGGAAAUAGGCCUGUCGUUACUAAGCUCGUUGGAGUCAAGAGUAUCUUUCUUGAUAAGAGGACGGACAAUUUAUUGACUUCUAAAAUCAGAAGGAAAAAAGCCUUUCUCUACAGGCAAGUUCAUAAUACUGGUUAUGGUUGGUAGAAGAACAUCGAUGCAGUUCUUUAGAAGCCAUGUCAGAAUUUUUUUUUCAGUUUUUAAUAGUGCUGAGUUAUUUCUUGAUUUAUUUAUACUCUAAAAUAUUUAUUAUUGAAAUCCUUAAAAUUGGUGGAUUAGAACUGAACCAAACAUUGUUUGUCUGGACCGUUAUAAACACAACAGGACCUUUUUAAAAAAAUUAAUGUGAAUAUCAGUGAAAUCCAAGCUGAUGCCAUGAUUUUGUUAAAAAAUAAGAAUAAAACAUUUCAAUUUUCACGCAAUAUUAUGCAUAUUUUAUUUUAUCAUCAUGUGCAAAUCUGUGGUUUGGUCAGUGGUAAUGUGACCAAGUUUCUGUGGUUGCUCUUUUUCUUUCCUUUAAAGCAGAUAUGGCAUGAUAAAAAAGGGCCACGGACAAGAUGUCACCAUCUUGACUUAACAGUGUCAAUCAAUAAAUAAAUUAUAGAUUUUCUUUUCUCAGAAUUAAUCCUAGCCUGAAUUUCAGAUGUUCACUUCAAGUCGUUUUUACUCCCUCAGUUAUAAGUUGCUGAGAGAAGAAAAUGACUGGAAGUAAUUCAAUCCUUUAUUGCAUUUUUCUGUUUUGUCUAAUUUUUUUCUCUGGUGUUAAUUAAUCUAUACCUUACAUAAGUCAUUAUGUAACAGAGUUUUAUACAGCUUUUCAGUGACUGGACAUAAAUGACUGGAGUGCAAAAUUAAGUAUAGUUAGGUGUAGUGUUUUCUCUCUGAAAUUAGUAUUGAUAGCACCAGUGACAAUUACAAUGCAAUUAUAAUAAUUAUUGGAUCUCCCAUAAAUGAUCAACCAAAAUGCUAAGGUUUUAAUGGAUACCAGUAGUUUCUUGUGAGAGUUAAACCCCAUUGGAUCUCCUCUUGCAGUAGGUCUGGACAAGUGUACUUAUUAGAAGAGAAUUUGUUGCAGAAAGUUGUCAUGGUUGCUUUUGACAGGUUCCAGCUAUACUGUAUAGGCAUUUGAUUGGCAAAUUUUAGUGUUUGGGAUAGGUUGUCCCUUAUGGGACGUGGUCACUCAUGGAGAUUUGAUUUUUAUUGUCAUCAUCAUCAUCAUCAUCAUCAUCAUCAUUCCUAAUCAUACCAAGUGUCACUUAUGCAGGGGGAUCCAGGGAAUUGGGAAACAAAGGGCUGAAGCUUUUGUGUUGAGAUCAUCAAAAGGAUGUAAAUGUAAAUGCAAAGAUCUGAGUCACAAAUUGGGAAGGGGGAGGGGUUAUGCAACAGCCUCAGUUCAUUGCUAAGCCUUAAUCCGGCACUGAGUCUACAAAUAUUGGUGUUCAAUAAAUCUACUCCUUUAUGUACAUUUACCUUAAAUUAAGUUCAUUGUUCUUCCUUACUAUUGUUAAUGUUAAUUUUAAUGAGUUUUUCCUUUCCGUUUCAGAACCAGAAUGUAAAGUUAUAAGGGAUUUAACUUCUAGACAUCAUUUUGAUGCCUUUAUUUCAUUUCAUUCAGGACAGAGGAAAAUACUUUUUCCAAAUGGUAUACUUCACAACUUACAUGAAAUUCAUUUUAAUGUUUUAACUAUUUUAAUAAGUUAUUAAGCAAAAUCAUAUAGAUUGAACUUUCUUGGUGGGUUUUCUUACGCCUUAAAGUCAUGAAAGUUCAUUCUGUAGGUUUAUAGAGUGUCUUUUAGUCAAAAAAGUUUAGUCCUUCUGUUUUUUUUUUUACAAAACUGUUACCCUGUUUAAGGGCUUAUUAAACUGGAAAUGAUAUUAUAGUUUUUUCUUAUUACAGCUGUGUUAACAUACCUGUCAUUGUAUAGACUGAAUUAUACCAGCUGUAAUCAUAUUCAGCUUAUAUUAUUUUGUAAUAUCAUUAGAAACUAUUCUGCGAUCAUAGUCUAAAGUGAUGGAAAGCCUACUACUUUUCCUCUUUCCUUUACCUCUUUUUUUUUCUUCUUUUUCGACCCACCUCCUGGCCCAGUGUUGUACAAAACAUUGCAUUGGGGGACCGGGUUGGGGGGGGAGGGGGUGGGCGAUGUAAGAGGGUUAGUAAAAGGGAAAACCAUCUUUUUUAAACAUAAAAAUAUUUAACUGCAUCAUAUUAAAAGAAGCGAUUAUGCUUUUAAGCUGUACAACUUUUCCAAAUAAAUACUUUUGUAAGGGAUUGUAGUGUACCCAACUAACAUGAAGUUUUGAUAUGCAGGAACAAGUGCUAAAGGUUCUGAAAGCAGCAGUGUAUAUUACUUGGCAUCCUUAAUUUCAUCCUCUAUGACAUCACGAUAUACUCUUGUUCCUUCUAAAAUUACUGAUGGUGGCAGGAGUAUCUUUGCCUAUGUGGCAUUAGAGAAAAAGGUAUUUAAUAUCACAGUACCAUUAAGUAUCUAUGAAUUAUCAGGAUAACAGAUUUGACCUCUAGAAACUACAUAUGCAAAAAUUAAUUUCUUUAUGAUGGCCGUGAUCAGUUCAUAGUUUGAUGUUUCUGUGGUAGUGGUGGCACAAAAUAGCAGCAUAUUUAUCUGCUAGCCUGUUGAACUUACAUCCUGUUGAAGAGCAGGGCAUGCUUUCAUAAAUUUUUGGUCUUUUUUGUUAGAUUUCAUUUACAUACAAAAUAUUCCUGUGGGAAAAUGAGCAGAAGCCAUCAGAGGUUAUAGGAAAAGACUGUUUUAGUACAUACAAUCCUCAGAGUGCCAACUUGGAGGUAAGGAAUAACUAUUUUUAACCCAUUGGUCCUUGCUAGCAGAUCCUCCUUUUUUUACUUUGAGUAUGGUUAAGAGGAUCUGACCCCCUGCAGAAGUGAAUGGUUAAAAGUUGUCUAUAAUGGGAAAUGUUUAAUAUUGGUUGGGUCAAAGGCAGUACAACCGAGUGUGUAUAAUAUGCGAGCCAGUGAGCCAGCGAGUCAUGCGAGUCAACAUGUGAGUCAACGUGCGAGCCAUGCGAGUCAGCAUAAAAUAACUUUGUUUUUAACGUAAACUACUAAGUAACGUAUCUAUUCCAAAGGCAGGUCCUUUAAAAUUCAACUUCAGAAAAAUUCGCCAACAUACAAAUUGAACGAGGUGAAACAAUAACAAAGGUUUGAGAAUGUGUUAAACAAAGGUUUAAAGGUUCUUCCUCGGUCACGUUUAAUGAGUCACACCAUAUGUGGUAAGCCACGUGACCAGAACAUAAAAAACACUCUUUAAAACCCAAACGUCUUGCGUCUUUCAUAAUAAAACCAAUGCCAAUGGCUUAAGAAUAUCGCGAUAAAAAAUCUGACUUACUAACAAGUUUAACGUUCCUUCUCAAAAUUCACAGUUAUCGAAAAAGCUAUGACGUCAUUGAGGGGUAUUUUCAUUAGCGAGUUGUCGUCUGAACGCUAAUUUCAUGCUACAAAUGUUAAAAAAGUUAAAUUGCUUAUGAUUCGCCAAAAAAUGGAUUCUCUUCCCUUCGAACUUCUGUCUCGCAUGGCUCACAUGAUGACUCGCAUGACUCGCAUGACUCACUGGCUCGACUCGCAUGACUCGCUGGCUCGCUGGCUCGCAGUUUGUCAAGACCCGUACAACCAAUGUGGAUCCACUUAGGCAUUUAUGGAAAGUUGUUGUGAAUGUGCUAAGAUGUGUGACAAAAUAUAAAUAUUAUUAAUGACUUCUAAAAUUUUUCAUUGUAAUAUUGUUUAUGUGGUUGGUGAGUGAAUGCUGUUGAAUUUUUUCCUUUUGUCCACUAGAAAACUUUAAUGUGAAUAAAAUGUCCCAAAAUUUGAUUAGCAAUAAAAAUAGUGUUCAAGUUGCAUGCCCUAAAAUUGUAAUUUUUUUCCCUGGAAAACUCCAAGAAUUUUAAUAACACCUAUCUUCAUUGACUUGCAGGCCAAAUUAGAAGCUGUCCAUCCAUUGUAUUCAACUCUUUUUAAUUAUUUGCAUUAUUGGAAAGAAAUGCAGCUAUACAAAACAGCAGAACAAGUGGCAAAAAUUGAGGUAAAGUAUACUUUGAAAUCUUGAAAAGAUUCGUUAUUUCUAAUGACGUGUUAAUUUUUUCACUAGUGCAAUAACAGAUUCAGUGGAUGGGGGGGGCAUUAGAUGCCUGUACAUCCCCCUCUUACUUCCGAUACCCUAUCUUCACCUCAUCUACAAGCUUUGUUUCUGAGGCAAACCCCCACUUCUAACAUCAUAGAGCUUUUUUACAUGACGUCACAACAGCCAUAUUGGUAUUCCAAAACAAUGAAACAGCGAGCAUGUUGGUGUUGCAAAUCAAUCUUAUGGGAGUUGAACUCUUUUGUUAUGUAAACACUUUUGUUUGUUCCAAUAAAUUUGCAUAGAUGCUAGCCACAUCAGUGAAAUGCCCUCUAUCCUCCUCUUGUUUGUUUGAUUGAAAACUGAGGAGGGGUAGGAAAACCCUCAUACUCCAACCUCAGACUGAACCAAACUGUUAUUUCUGUCUCUCUUUCAGGAUACUAGGAGGUUAUCAUUUAGUACGGUAUUAUUCUUUUUAUUGGGUUGUACUGGAGUAUACUUGAUCUCUCAGGCACGAGUUCCUCUUUCCUGGAAGAUGUACUACAGACGACAGCGACGCAUUGUCAGCCUGAGAUCCUUAGGAACAUUAUUCACUUUAGUGUGUCUAGUUUGACUGCCUGGACGAGGGUGGUCCUGUUGGCAACACAUUUUGAUCUUAUUUCCACCACACAUAUUUAUAUCAUUAUUCAUUCAAAAUAUUUCUCUAAUUCUAUUCUGAUUGGACUAAACCUCAUGGCUAAUUCUUGUUAACCAGCUAGUGUUGACCAUCUUUGAAAGAUGUUUGUGAUAUCUGAUAAAAUAUCAUCAGGGUAAGAAAAGCACAGUAAUUGGGAAAUGCUGAGGACUAGGUGAUGUGUGCUCAACUGUUUUGGUAGUACUUCUAAGAAAAAAAGGUGAAAACUUCACAUGUUUUGUGAAGAGGAAACAGUGGAACAACUGCCUACAAACAUAGCAAGAACAACAAAAGUACAACUCAUUGGAUAACAACUGCUAUAAUGAAGAGUAUCUGCUAGACGAAAGAUCCCUUUUAAAAAUCCUGAAUAUGCUAAGGAACAGGAAAGUGAAGAUAGGAACUUUACAAUGAUCAACGUAAGCAUGUUUUAGAGUAUUUUAUGGUAUUUUAUUUUGAAUUAAUAAUAAACCAACUUUUGAAUUCGGCUUUUGUAUGUUCUGAAGAUUUGUGCAGAUUUUAGAGGGUGUUAUCCACCUUGGCCUAUAACACCCUCCUGGAUUUGAAUAAUUCUACAGACCAUACUCAGCUUUGUUCAAUAAUUAUUGUUACGAGUCAUCAGUCAUCAACAAAGCUUUUCAGGACUUCUCUCACCCAGUUAAUGUCAUUAGCCAUCCCUCAGCUCAGCCACAGAUGUGUAGAGUUUUUUCUUACAGAAAAAUUCAGUAUUUAUAAAUCUUUCAAGAGGUUCAGUGCAAGAUGGCAGUAGUCUUGAUGACAGUCUAGAGCUGUUAUUUAGGGCUGUAACCCAUAACACCUGUUAAGACUGGUUCUCAUAUUUUUAUGAAAUAAAAUAAAGAAGAUAGUACGUGUGUUCUGAUUGGUUAAAAACGUAUGGUUUAUUGUGCCAGUAAAGUCAUAGAAAACUUAAAGUUAUUUUAUAAAAGCAAUCAAUCACACUUUCUAUGGGUUUACUGACAUGAUAACCCACUUGGGAUGUUGGGAAAACACUUG